Molecule: messenger RNA, 2556 nt
Organism: Symbiodinium sp. CCMP2592
Lineage: Eukaryota; Dinophyceae; Suessiales; Symbiodiniaceae
Source: the annotation of a GenBank genome assembly
AUGGUGAAACGAGUGGCUGAUCUGACGACGUUUGCAGAGAAACUGGAAGCGAUCCGGUGCUUGCGGAGUCAGGCAGCAAAGGGGCAAUGUUUGAUGAAGUCGACCGUGAUGGGCUGUCUUCAGUGCUUGGGAAACCUGAAGGAUUGCUCGGAAAAUCACUUGGUUUUGAGAACGGUGCUUGAUCUUAUGCGGUGCUCACGCACCAUCGAUAGCCCCUCAGUGGAUGUCAUCAUCCCAUGUUGCACUACUUUCUUUGAGCUGUCGAAUUACCCGGACAAAGACAUGAUUCCAGCAAUGGCUGUGAGAGAUGCUUGGGGAAUCAAGCGGAGUCUCACAACACUGCGAAGAAAGUGGGUGAGGGCUGAGAAGCCCAAGGACCACAAGGUUCGAGAGCUCGUGGACAUGUAUGACAGGAUCGUCGAGGAGGCUUUGGAAGGAAUCAGCAUUCCUCGCCGCACGGCCAGUGACGACGAUGUGGGAGGCCACGGUGGAGAAGCACCCCCCCCGCCUGGUGGUGCAGGGGCCGCUGCUGAUCCAGUGGGUGCUGCUGUUGCAGUGCAUGAUGAUUCAGGGAUUGCUGCUGCGGCAGAUGAAUAUGAGUUCGAAGAUGCUGAAUCAGAGGAUGAUCUCGAAGCUGAUGCUCUAGAGCAUGUUCCUGCUGAGCCAGGCAGUGCGAUUGCAUCUGGGGCCCCAGAGAAUCCGAUUGUUGAGCCCAGUGGUGUGGCUUCCGAGUCCACAGAGAAUCCGAUUGUUGAGCCCAGUGGUGUGCCUUCCAGGUCCGCAGAGAAUCCGGUUGUUGAGCCCAGUGGUGUGCCUUCCGGGUCCACAGAGAAUCCGGUUGUUGAGCCCAGUGGUGUGCUUUCCGGGUCCACAGAGAAUCCGGUUGUUGAGCCCAGUGGUGUGCCUUCCGGGUCCGUAGAGAAGUCGGUCGUUGAGCCCAGUGGUGUGCCUUCCGGGUCCACAGAGAAUCAGAGUGUUGAGCCCAGUGGUGACAGCAGAGCCGAGUUUCUUCAGCUUCUCGAGAAUUGCCGUGUUGAUUCUUCCCAGUCAACCGACGGUUCCUAUAUCGAGCUCAGUGGUGCGCACAGUUCUGGGUCUACAGAGAAUCCGAGUGUUGAGCCCAGUUUGCUCAGAUGCGACUCGUCACAGGGAAUGUUGGAGACCUUGAUCAAGGAGAUGGAAGAUGAGGGCGGGGUCACCGGGGCCUCUGUUGCCAGUGCUUCCAGUUCCAUGGAGGUUCCACCGCAGGACCCUUCCGAGAAACUGAAGCAGAUCCUAGCCCUCAGCAAAGCCAAGCUUCAGGUAUGGACGGCUGAGGGUUUUUUUUGGUAUUCCUUUUCCGAUCGACAAGAGGCGCUUCGGGCCAUUGACGGUCCGGUCACGGUGGAUUCAGAUGAAGAAUUGCCCCCUGCUCCAAUCCCGGUGGCUCGAUCUGUUCCUGUGGACAACCAGGAGACGCAAGCCUUCACCCUGGAUACACAGGUGGUUCUUGAGCCUAUCUUCCAGGAAGAGCACAAAGCCUUAACGGAAUCCCCUGUCCCGCUGGUUCGCAGGCUCUUCCCGGAGAAUGAAGACACAGGGGCAGGGGAGCCGUCCGCGCCAGCAGUUCCAGUGCCUACGGAAAACCUUUCCCCGCAGACAAACCACACCCCGUCGCCAUUGCCCGCCGAUCACAAGUUCAUGGAGUUUUCUCCACCGAAGGUGAUUACACGAGCCGAUCAACUUGGUCUGAAGAGGGACCGCAAGGAGCUGAACGAGGAUGAGAACGAGAAGGAUGGUGCAACCGGCGCUGCUCCCAAGCGCAAAGGACGACCACCUGCUCGCAAGGGCAAGGGACGGGGCCGAGGACGAUCAGCAGGGAAGAAGGGUCCCAUGAGAGAGCAAGCCUCAUCCUCCAAAGAUGUGCCGAAGAUGGUUGCAGUCAAGCGGGCACGCGAGUGUGAGCCCGAGCCAUCUGCGCCGGUUGGGGUUGAGGAGGGGACUGUGCCUGUACCCAAGCCCAAGACCAAGUCUGGUAAAGGGAAAGGGAAGAAGGCCAAGCGUGGAGGGUCAGAUUGUGCUGAUGGCCGCCCAGCUAUGCUGGCUGUUCCUGUGCCUGAGGAGGUUGGCCACGAUGAUGAUGUGGGCUACUCGACCCCUGUUUGGACAGGGGAUGGUGAGAACAGCCGCCCUUCUUUGGCGGUGUGCUCUGCAGAGACGGGUUCUGCUGCAGCACCCGUGAAAAGGCAGGGAAAGAAGAUCAGGCGCAAGCGAUCCAAGGCAGUGCGUCAUGCUGCGAAUGAUGGAGAAGACAAUGAAGAGCAUGCCCCACACCCAGUGCCGAUGGAGGUAGAGGGUGCCCCAGCUCUGGACCUGGAUGUAGAGUUCAACUACCCCAAGACCUUUGCAGGCCGACCGUGUCCGCAGAUUGAGGGCCCCAAGACCUUUGCAGGCCGACCGUGUCCGCAGAUUGAGGGCAACAAGGGCUGGCUGUUGUGGCGACACAUCGUGCGUUCCUUUAUUGAGAUCAUUCGCCCCAACAUCCUGGAUCGAUCCCGCACCCGGCGUGAGGCUUGA